Molecule: messenger RNA, 4907 nt
Organism: Nothobranchius furzeri (turquoise killifish)
Lineage: Eukaryota; Metazoa; Chordata; Actinopteri; Cyprinodontiformes; Nothobranchiidae
Gene: cbfb
Product: core-binding factor subunit beta
Biological process (GO): regulation of transcription by RNA polymerase II
Cellular component (GO): nucleus; core-binding factor complex
Molecular function (GO): transcription coactivator activity; sequence-specific DNA binding
Source: RefSeq, a predicted model, not a curated record
UGACAGAACCGGAAGCGGCUCCGACUGAAAAAAAACAAGCAGCAGAUUUUCCUUCAUGCAGGAAGAAAAACAACAUUUAGUUAAUUUGGUGACAAAAUAAUAAAACUACCAGUUUAGCAAGUCAAUGACAUCAGAUUAUAAUCAUCUCUGAACUCUGGGAUUACUAGUGGCCACUUUUACGCACGAGCCCGACAGGAGUCGCAGGUAGCCCCGGUCCAGAUCCGGCGCUCCUCCUGCAGUGGGAGGGGUGAGCCAGACCCAGCUCUAGCUCCGCGGCGCGGCGGGUCCCCUAAUCAGAACCACACGGAGCCAGAGGAGACCCGGAGCGCGCAGGAACCACAGACAGACCAUCAGGGAGGAGCAGCAGGGAGCGCGUUUCUCCUCCUCAGAGAGGAGAACCAGAAAUAAAAAAACGAAAACAAGAAGAGAAGAGGCGGAAGAGAAGAGAGACAGAGGCUGAGACGAGGACGCACAGCGACGCGCACUCUUCAGGUCUUCAGUGAGCGCCGGAUCAGAAGCAGGAGGUUCGAGGCCCGGACCGGAGCACCGGAGAAGAUGCCGCGGGUCGUCCCGGACCAGAGGAACAAGUUCGAGAACGAGGAGUUUUUCCGCAAGUUGAGCAGAGAGUGUGAGAUUAAGUACACUGGCUUCAGAGACCGGCCCCACGAGGAGAGACAAGCCCGCUUCCAGAACGCCUGCAGGGAUGGACGCUCAGAAGUGGCCUUCGUAGCGACGGGAACCAACCUAUCACUCCAGUUUUUCCCAGCGAAUCUCCACGGAGACCAGAGGCAGGUUCCCACCAGGGAUUAUGUUGACUUUGAGCGAGAGACAGGGAAGGUGUAUUUGAAGGCUCCCAUGAUUCUGAAUGGAGUGUGUGUGGUCUGGAGAGGCUGGAUCGACCUGCAGAGGCUGGAUGGGAUGGGAUACCUGGAGUACGAUGAUGAGCGGGCACAGCAUGAGGAUGCUUUGGCCCAGGCAGCGUUUGAAGAGGCCCGGCGCAGAACCAGAGACUUUGAGGACAGAGACCGAUCACACAGAGAGGAUUUAGAGGACCCUGUGGUUUCUAAAAUCUGGGACUGAUGACACACAGCCAGCCAGCAGAAAGAACAGGUCCAGACGACAGCAGGACCCCAGCCCUGGCUCAAACAUGGCCAACGCUGACGUGGAACACAAGAUGCGCUGACGGAGGAGGAAGACGAGGCUAGCCGUCUGCACUCGUUCAACACAAUCGGCUCAAAGGAAACUUCAGCGGUUCAUUUAUAAAAGUUUGACCAAGUUAUUUCUACAUGCCAAAUAUUUUUUUACAAUUUGAAUGUAAGAAAAAAAAACUUUAAGAACUAAAUUAAAGUAAAAAGAAGGUUUUGAAAAAAAUAAAUAAAAACAAAGAACUGAGGAAAAUGUACGUGAAUAUAUUUAAAUGUGGGAGAAACCCAGUGGAAGAACAUUAGUCAGAUGUAUUGAUUCAUGUUUAUUCAUUUAGGUUUGAAAGAAACCGACCCAAAAAAAAGGUUCUGGUUCAAAACUACUGUAGACUGAUACGAAGGAGGAGGAGCAGAGGAAAGGGAUUCUAGUGGCUCGGGGUCGCAGCCGGUUCACCUGCGGAGUGACGUGUGGAUGGUUGUGUCACAGUGCCUCACGUCUGCUCACACGGCUGUGUGAACGUCCACCACGCCGAGCUAACGUCCUAAAACCUGCUGUUUUUCUGAGACCACAGUUCCCUUUGCAUAGGAUGCAUUUAAAAAAGAUGAGAGGAGAGAAAAUCAUAUACACUUAUGCCAAUACGUAGAAAUCUCGCUGUGCUUUAUUUUAUUUGUCUCAAGGCAUAACCGGCGAUGUAGCUUCGAUGAAUCCAGAUUUUAGCUCCGGGUUCAUCUGAGCAAACGCUUUAACCAGGAGGUCCAAAUCUUCUUUCUCUUCUGAGGGACUUUUGCACUGUGAUGCAGCCAGUUUUGUUCUCCGCAAAAGUAGGGGUGUAAUGGUAAAGCGAGGUUUGGUACGUACUUCAGUAUGAGGGUCACACAUCGGUACAUACAUUUAAAUGUUAAUAAAAACCCAAUCAUACAAACAAGUGAAACUGGAAAAAUUAGAAUCUGGUGCAAAGUCCAUUUAUUUAAGUAAUUCAACUAGACUGAGAGACAAUAUAAAGGCUCAGGAAGCCUUUGCAGGUGUUCUCUUUUUGCAGUUAUGCAUUUUAGUUGAUUUGGGUCUUGUUUCACAUCACAAAGUGACAUUUGAAUAAUUAAAAUGUGUUUUUUUAUAAAUGUAAAAGCUUUAGUUAACAGUAAUAAUUUCUAUGUCUGUUUGAUUCUCUGCCUUGUUUUUAAUUUUAAAAAUGACUUUGAGGGCACAUUUCCCCGAGCGAUUAAAAUGUGAUUAAUAAAGAUGAAUUAAUUACAAAGCCUCUAAUUAAUUAGAUACAUUUUUACUCAAGCCCCACCCCUAGUAAAAACUAAAAAAAAGAGAUCAUGUACAUCAAGGCACAGUCAGCUGUUAACUUCACUAUGAAUAAAAAAUAGCUUUAAUCUGUCUGUUUUUAUCUAGUCCUGUUGGGCAAGGGUCAAACAGGAAUUUUGAUCAAUAACAGAACUCGUGACACGUAACUAUUUGCAGCAUGUUGCUCCUCACUUCUGCUACAAAUCGACCUGAAAACAUGUCCACAUGCUGUCAGAUCUUUAAUCUUCUGCGUGGUGUUCUGCAGCCCGAUAAAAUGUGUGUCCGAUUCUCAGUAGGAGCGCUGACCAACUCUGACUUACUCUCAUGUAGCCUGUGCCAAACAUUUGCACCAAACCGUGAGGGGAUGAACACCUCUAGUCUUCACAUAUGUGAUCUCUAACCCUACAUUCAUAGUAGCGCCUACGCAUCUUGUUUUAUACCCGACCGUUCAGGAAAAUCUGGGUGACUCAAACGGCAUCAUCAAGCUGCUUGUUGCUAAAAACAGGUGGAACAUUUCUGUUUUAGUGUUUUUUUUUCUCAUGGUAAUUCAAGGUUACAUUAAUGUUAAAACAAUAAAAGGAUGUCGAGAAGCCCGGACAAGCCCCCAUUAAUGUUCAGCUAGUGAUGCAUGGGGCUCAUAAUGAUGAUUAUUCAAAUCUGUAAAUUAAUUCAUUUAACUCUAAAACACCAUAGCAGCCACCCAAAGAGACACAGACCUGAUUAAAACGGGGUCAGAGUAAAUCCUGGUCUCACAGGUCCGGGAACCGCGAUCAGUCAUCCAGAUCGUCCUCAUUACCACCAGGCUGCUCUUCCCUGACCUGUUUCAGCACCAGUGAUGUGAAACCAGAGGUUUUACGCAGUUUGUGUCUUGAUGUUUACGUUUUAUAUUUUUACAUUUUCUAUAUCUUUAUGUUCAGCUUUAUCUCUGUUACGAAGCUUCUGGGGUUUUAGUGUAAAUUUGGGUGAACAUUUCAAACCUUCGGCAGAAUUCUGAGAUGUUUGAGAAAUUCUGUUGCUUUGACUUUUUGACUCUCAUCAAUGUUGUUGUUUUCGUUUUUGUUGUGAGGAAAAGUAAUUUUGUUCUAAACCCACUUGUUUGUGGAUGAACUCGGUUAAUGUUACAAGCUCUUAGAGGUUUAGUUUAGUGUUCUGGACCCUUUUAUUACGACUAAAAUCUCUUUCAUGUUGCUGUUCCUCCACGUCUGACUUCUUAAUGAUUUUACUCAUUUUUAUAAAUGGAUAACAAACAAGGAUCUACAUGCAUUCAUGGUAGUUUAAGAGAAGUUUUGGGGAAAAUAAAAUUAAGAAUUCAGAAUUUCAAAGAGUUGAAUGCGAAAUGAAUCUGGAGCAUUUCCUUUCUUGAUCAGUUUAUUCUGAAUUUGCAGCCAUGAUGUCAUCUCAGGGUUCUAAAGAUAAACCAUGUUUAUUCUGACAUGUUAAUUUUCAGCAGCUUAACUUUAAACCAGAUCAUUAGUUUUCUCUCUGGUAAUCUGGUGUAUUUCAGCCCAUAAACAUCUGGAGAACUGCAGAUUAAAGCGGGUUUUAAUGUUUUUGAGUAAUUAGGAGGUGUGAAUGACCUGCUCACCUGAAGAGUGACUUCCUGUUAACAAAGUUCACUUCAGCCGAGCUGAGGGAACCGAGCGAAGGCUCAGGAACCGACUCACCACGUUGUCCUGUUCAGAUUAAAGAUUAAAUGUGUUUAAAACAAAGAACGUUUUCAUUUUGCAGCAUACAGAAGUAAAACUGGAUAAUUUUCUAUUGGAGCAAAUGUGCAGAUUUUCAUAUCCUGCCUGCUGUGAACCACCUCAGCUUAGAGAAAGUGGGAUUAGCAAAGACCUGAGAUCAGUUAAGAAAGCUUGACUCAUAGUUUACUCUGGUUUAUUUAACCAGUAGUUUAUAGAUAGAUUUCUUGUGUUUACAGCAGUUGCCGUCGUGUCAGAAUUUUAACAGUUGUGUAGCAGAAUCAGCUUUUAACUGUUGAACCCAGUGUUUCUCCAUUCCAGUGCUCAGGACCCCUGCGCUGCAUGUUUUCCGUGCUGCCUUUUCAAACGCCCGUUUGCCUGCUGCCACACAGUGAUUCACCAGCAUCUGCAGCAGAUUAUGUCCUCACGAGGAGGCAAUGUAAAUCAGGUCAUGGACAACAUGCAGGUCAGUGUGUCCAGAAGACCAGGGUUGGGAGACACUGCGUCAGAGAUCACCUGUCAGCUUGUGUGUCUGAUGAAAACAGAUCUCUGGUUCUCUUAACUAAGGCCCCUCAUUGAGCUGUAGUUCUGAAGUGAGCAGAUGUAAACAGACUCAAGCCAGCUUUUACUUCUUCUAAUCCUAAUCAAAUGUUCUGCUUGAACUGUUGAUCUCCUGUUUAAAACUCUGACGUGUAGCUCCUCUUCUCUUGUUUCUUCGUCUGCUUCAACCAGAGGAGGCUGGUCUGAGUUUUGUUUCAGAUUGUUGGAUGGAUAAUAAACAUGUAUCAAGUC